UUUGAUUACUUAAGGAUGAGCAGGUCUAUAGUUACAUUGCAGCUAAUGCUUAAUUAGGACCAAUAAUGACUGCAGUCAGCCCUGCCUUCUGAUUGUUAAAUGGUUUAAUAUGCUGCCUGUGUAAGAACAUUUAUUGGGAACUAUGGAGCUUUGAGUGCACACUAGCCUUUGAUCAUGGUUAUAUUCCUACCCACAGUUCUUGAUAUUCUUACUGUGUUUUAAGUACUUUGUCAUAAUUUUUUUAUUUUGUAUUUAAAACGAAAUCUUUCAGUAAAACUUUUAAAACGAAGAACCUGGACUAUAUUUUGUUGAAGCAAGCGUCAGCUACUGUAUAUGCUUGGACUCCAUUGCUCAAGUGGGCAUUUUAAAAAAAUAGAGCCACACUAACACUGAUAUUAAAUUGUGCAGAAAAGUAAUCUUAAAAACAGAAUUGUGGUGGUAAGACUGACAGAAUAAAUAUUUUAAACAAGAAUAUUUUAGUGUUCUCACUGUUUUAGUGUUGCAAAUUUUAUUUACAUUGCAGAAUAAGCACAAAUGUUUCAGCUAAUGCCUUCUCUCAUGUGCAGCCUUGGUUUUACAAGUGUUGAGUCCAAGUUUGCAGUGCGAGUAUCUGACAGUGACAUGUAAAUGUGUGGCGAGUUGUUGAAACAAAGGUUUCAUUGUGUUUGCUGUAUGUCGCAAUGUUAAAGAAAGUGGAAAAGAAUUCCUGGAUCUGCUCCCGAUCUGAAUCGCACCAAAAUGUAAUGUUUUUUUUCCCUGACCUGUACUCCAGCCUUCCACAAAGUUUAAUGGGAAUCCGUUCUGUUGUCACAUAUCACAGAGUCUUAAACCACCAGAGACACCAAACAACCACAAAGUGACACAAACUACAAAAAGAGGAAAAUUAAAUAAAAUCACAAAGCCACAUCAAAUAGACACAAUACUCCACAAAGAGACAAGAGAGACCAUAAAGACACAAAACCACCACACAGACUGUGGAGAUCCUUUAGGUGGAGGUUGGAGGCCAUUUUUUUUUACGAUUAAACGUGAUACACUGUGACACACAAAACAGCGUUAGAAGGACAAAGAAAAUGUGGGAGGUAGAAAUGUACUAUUGUAAUACUUCAGUAUCCUCUACACUUGUAACACACAUGUACAAAUUACUGCUGGAAAAUGAAUAUGAAAUGAAAACAAUAGCCAUGAAAUUCACUAUCUCCAUUGAAUGUGUUGUAUUCUGAUCAGCUCUAUACAAACGCAUUAUAUUACAGUCAAAGCUCCUGUCCAAAGUCCACCAUGUUUAAAAUCUAAUCUAAAGAUAGUGAAUUUGAUUUGAAUACAAUGAUUUGAAUAAAGGCACCUCUGUACACUUAUCGUUAUUACCCAGUCCAUAGUGUGCAGCAAUGAGCAGGACUGCGGACUGGUGCCAGGACUCUCUGCAUUACGUGUUUGAUUAUGAAACACCUAAAACUCUGGUUAUUCCACACUUCGGGGUGGGAUGUGUGUUCAGGCUCACCCAGCUCCUGGUGGUGCUGUAUGUGGUGGGGUAUGUGUGUGUAGUGCAGAAAGCCUACCAGGAGACAGACUCUGUCAUCAGUAGUGUCACCACCAAAGUGAAAGGUUUUGCCUUCACCAACACGUCUGACAUGGAUCCUCUUUUCUGGGAUGUGGCUGACUAUGUAAUCCCUCCUCAGGGUGACCACUCCUUCUUCGUGUUGACGAAUAUGGUCAUGACCUCAAAACAAAUGCAAACACGUUGUCCUGAGCUUCCAGGUCCAUCAACGACCUGCGUGGAUGAUUGUGACUGUACCGUGGGACUCAGUGAUCCUCGGGGGAGCGGUAUACAAACAGGACUAUGUGUCAACUAUUCCUCAACUGUCCAGACGUGUGAAGUGCUCUCAUGGUGUCCUCUUGAAAUAGACACUAAACUGCCUGAGCGUGCCCUGCUGGCUGCAGCAGAGAACUUCACCGUGUUGAUCAAAAACAGCAUAACAUACCCCAAGUUCAAAUUUCACAGAAGAAACAUUCUGCCACACAUCAACUCCUCGUACCUGAAGAGGUGUGAGUUCAGUCAUUCAACAGACCCUGACUGCCCCAUAUUCCGCCUCAAACACAUUGUGUCAGAGGCUGGAGAGGAUUUUCAAGACGUGGCUCUGAAGGGUGGUGUCAUUGGUAUUAUUAUUGACUGGAGCUGUGACCUGGACUUUUGGGCAGGGAAGUGUUACCCCAAGUACAGCUUCCACAGACUAGAUGACAAACACCCUGUCAGAAAUGUGGCCCCUGGAUACAACUUCAGGUUUGCCAAAUAUUACAAAACCCCAGAUGGAGAGGACACCAGGACCUUAAUUAAAGCAUAUGGGAUCCGGUUUGACGUCAUUGUAUUUGGAACAGCUGGAAAAUUUGGAAUUGUUCCGACUAUAGUGAACUUGGGUGCGGCCUUGUCCUUCCUCAGUUUGGUUCCCAUGGUUUGUGACUGGUUCAUGUUGACAUGCACGAAGAAAAGAGAUCUUUACAGUCGACAUAAAAUCACACAUCUGAGUGAUGAUGCUGAGGCUGAAUCAAUGUCAAUGGGCACCACCUACGGAACUCAGUAACUUCAACAUGGGGACGUUGUUCUGCAGCAUAAUCCAAACCUGCCUUAAAUCACAACUGUCUUCAUCAUCAUAUGAGUUCUUAAAUAAAACUGGGAGAGAUGUGACUAAG
Hippoglossus stenolepis (Pacific halibut) is the source of this 2679-nucleotide messenger RNA. It is a transcript of the gene p2rx4b, whose product is annotated as purinergic receptor P2X, ligand-gated ion channel, 4b. Gene Ontology annotation, biological process: response to ATP; monoatomic cation transmembrane transport. Bases 1380 to 2570 code for a protein of 396 amino acids. Gene Ontology annotation, cellular component: plasma membrane; nuclear inner membrane. NCBI's taxonomy places the organism in Eukaryota, Metazoa, Chordata, Actinopteri, Pleuronectiformes, Pleuronectidae. Gene Ontology annotation, molecular function: extracellularly ATP-gated monoatomic cation channel activity; purinergic nucleotide receptor activity; ATP binding. The record is from RefSeq and is a predicted model, not a curated record. The transcript is spliced from 12 exons.